Ceratina calcarata is the source of this 1647-nucleotide messenger RNA. RefSeq lists its product as uncharacterized. The record is from RefSeq and is a predicted model, not a curated record. NCBI's taxonomy places the organism in Eukaryota, Metazoa, Arthropoda, Insecta, Hymenoptera, Apidae. Bases 1212 to 1529 code for a protein of 105 amino acids. The transcript is spliced from 3 exons.
CAAAAUCGUGAUAGGAAACAAGACCAGUAGGUUACUUCCAAGAUCUCUUUGGGUAUCAUAUAUCAUUGAUAAUUAGACUGCAGGUUUUUAUGCAAAAUAAAACUUGUAGAGCAUCAAUUUGAAGAAUGAAAUUUAAUAAGAACGCUCUCUAAUUUUUUAAACGUAAUGGAGUGCAUUUUGCUGUUGAUACUUUAUGCACUUUUUAUACUACAUGUAUUUCUUCUGCUUUUUACAUACAUAAUUCUCUUAUAAAUGCGUAAGAUCCACAGUCUGUUAAUAACACUAAAAAUAAAACUGACUUUGAAUAGAAGCUUUUAGCUAAACGUGGAUAAACGUGAAUUCAUAAAUAUAAUAAAAGUGUUUUAACAAAAGAAUGAAACGAAAUGAGAUACAAUUAUUAUGUUACAAGGUCAACGCAGUAGUCACAGCAUUACUACAAAGGGUAUGGUUAUUCAAUAUUGAUGAUAAUAUCCAUUACAAAAAAAGUAUUUUUUACAUAUAAUACUAGUCAAUAUUCAUUUAAUUCCAGCUUUUCGAAACUGAGAAAUCGUCAGGGCUCGGAUUGUUACAGCAUUAAAUUCUUUAUUUCUAUUAAGGUAGCUUUUCCCAAAAUCGAAAAUAUUGAGAAUGGUUUGAAAUAUUUAAAAAAAAAUAAUGUAGGUAUCAAAGACUAUUUUGAGAGGAAACAAAAGGAUAGAAAAUCUAUGAGGAGGUGCUGAACAAGUUAAAUAAAUAUGAAGAUUCGGAACCUUCGCAGGAGGGUUAUGUAAUGUUCCUAAUUUAUACUAUUUAAAUAGCGAAUCCGUUUCAUUGUUACAAGUCAAAUAACACCUAUGUGUUCGGUCCGAUUGUUAACGAUACACAUAGGUGCACGCCAAACGGAGCUUAUUCCCGAACGCGCACACAAGAAAGGCGAGUGUACACAUAUACACACGCACGCACACAUACGUACGAUACGAUAGAUAGGACAGAAAAACGAAAAUCGUCGUUUCGAUCGAUAUGCCUGAUUCGAAUCCCAAGGCAACAGGCAUCGAGCAUCGGUUUAAAAAUGUACACCCUACGCUAUGCAAGUAGAACGACUAAGCGGAAGCAUCGCGACGCAUUAGGAAAAUGCGCAAAAUUGCCAACAGGCCACCAAAUCCGUGUGUACGAUUAAACGACAUAAGGUUAGAUAACGAAUAAUAUGCUUUCCGAAUAGUUACCAAACCCAUAUGUUUAAACGCGUAUGUACGCUGCAGGUUCAUUCCGAAUGGAAAUUACGCGUCGUAAAGGAUAUCGAAAUUUCGCACACAUCUACGCAAAACGAUAUUUCCAACGAUAUAGAGGAUCUGACACGUUCAGUUCAACCACCGAGGAGAGCACCAAAGAUGCUAGAUAGAGCCGAUAGAGGACGGGAGCCACCUCAGCCACCAAGAAUCAGCCCCUCCACUUACGCACCGUAUCAGUUUUCUCCGAGCUCAAUUUCUCGGCUCAACUUCGGCUCAGUAGAGAGAAAAGGCGAAAUAUCAGUCUGUUGCUCUUGCUUCUGAUGCAUUAAAGUCCAAGCGGCAUGCAGCGUGCAGUGGUGCCAGGGUUCGUAUAAUUUUUCCCGCACGGCUCGCUUCCCCUCUUUUUCGCCCGUAUUUUGAUCCCCACUACUAUUCUCCU